Messenger RNA from Neurospora tetraspora, 1018 nucleotides. RefSeq lists its product as uncharacterized. The record is from RefSeq and is a predicted model, not a curated record. Gene Ontology annotation, biological process: endoplasmic reticulum membrane organization. The transcript is spliced from 6 exons. Gene Ontology annotation, molecular function: FFAT motif binding. Lineage: Eukaryota; Fungi; Ascomycota; Sordariomycetes; Sordariales; Sordariaceae. The coding region runs from base 118 to 750 and encodes 210 amino acids. Gene Ontology annotation, cellular component: endoplasmic reticulum membrane; plasma membrane.
ACCUCUCCGGUUGCCUUCAAGGUCAAAACCACCGCCCCCAAGCAAUACUGCGUCCGCCCCAACUCGGGUCGCAUUGAGCCCGGUCACGAUGUCGAGGUUUCCGUCCUCCUCCAGGCCAUGAAGCAGGAGCCGCCUUCGGACGCCCGAUGCCGCGACAAGUUCCUCGUUCAGUCCGUUACCAUCACCGGUGACAAGGAGUUCACCAACGUUGCUCAGAUCUGGGAUGGUGUCGACAAGUCCCAGAUUCAGGAGAAGAAGAUCCGCGUUCUCUGGCUUCCAGCCUUUGGAGAGGAGACCACGUCCCCCGUGGCUGCCACCCCUAUCCGCCCCUCGACCUCGAACCGGGUUGAGGACACCCCCGCUCCUUUCACAUCCCCCAGCGAGACCCGAUCUUCGACGGCCGACGCCCGCGAGAUCAAACAAGAGCCUGACCUCGCCGAGAACUUCCAGUCGACCGUUGCGGCCGCCGCAUCGACAGUAAAGAACACGGCUUCCGACACGUAUGAGGAGUUGAAGGAACAGUUGGCCAAGGCCCAGGCGACCAUCGCAUCUCUCCAGAAUGACGCCGCCAGCGGCCUGAGACAGAGGAAGGCGGCUGUGGCUGACGCGGUGGGCGAGCAGGCGUCGAACGUACAGGCAACCGCCCAGGACCUGGCGCAAUCAGCGAGGCAAGGCACGGAGGGAGUGCCAGUCCAGAUCGCGGCGGUCCUCUGCUUGGUUAGCUUCCUGCUGGCCUAUAUCUUCUUCUAGUGCACGAACACCGGUCAAUUUUCUGUCAUCGCGAAGGCUGCCUCAGUACGCCUAGGGUUUCACAAUACAACAACAUAAUCCUUUCCCGUUCUUUUUCAUUUCUCUGUUUUCAUAUAUCGCUUCACUCAUUACUAAAAACUUGUUUUCCCUUUGUCGUUGUGGUGGAUAGAGUGGCAGGCCCAGGGUGUAGGAUCGAAAGCAGGCAGCGCAGGAAGGGGAAGACAGGAGAACAACACGCGUGGUCCAGGGUUCGUUUUUUUUUUUUUUU